Molecule: messenger RNA, 1469 nt
Organism: Anoplophora glabripennis (Asian longhorned beetle)
Lineage: Eukaryota; Metazoa; Arthropoda; Insecta; Coleoptera; Cerambycidae
Product: interleukin enhancer-binding factor 2 homolog
Exons: 3
Coding region: 95-1276 (393 amino acids)
Source: RefSeq, a predicted model, not a curated record
UAUUGAUUUUAGAGGGCUUGUGUGUUUGGUUUGUGCGUGACCGGCUAUUAGAAAUUUUAUUAACGUUAAACGAAUUUUAGUGCGUUUUAGAAAAAUGGCUAGAGGAGGCAUGAGAGGUAGAGGCGGCAUGAACCGAGGCAUCGGCAGACCACCGUACAAAGUGAAAAUGUUCUUACCCCGACAUCCAUUUGAUUUGGCAUUAUGUGAAUUAUCUUUCCCACGUGUAAAGGCAGCCCCUGAUGAGACUAUAUUCACACAAGCCCUGCUGAAGCGUAAUGCUGACCUGUCUCCGACACCAGCUGAGCAGACAGCCAUUUUAAAUCUUGUUACUAAGAUUCAGACCGUGUUGGAUAAUCUGGUAGUUGCCCCGGGGAACUUUGAUGCUUGUCAGUUAGAUGAAGUCCGCCAAGUGGGCUCCUUCAAAAAAGGCACCAUGGUGACCGGGCAUAACGUAGCCGAUAUCGUGGUUAUACUCAAAACUUUACCGACUCGAGAAGCAGUCGAAGCGUUGGGCAACAAGGUCAAAGACGACCUGAAAAACCUGAUGAAAAACGAAAUCGUCGCUAAAGGUGAGCAACUAACCCACACCACGAACGAAAGGGGCAUCGAAAUAAGCAACUCUUACGCUUGCGUGAGAGUAAUGGUGACCACCCUCCAUCACAACAUCAGAAAACUCGACCCGGAAAUCCACCUGGACCAGAAAAUCAUGUUGAGCCACUUAGCAUCGAUUCGUCACAGCCGGUGGUUCGAAGAGAACGCCCAUCACUCCUCCAUAAAAGUCCUGAUCCGACUAUUAAGGGACGUCCGUAACAGGUUUGAGGGCUUCGAACCCCUGACCCCUUGGAUGCUCGAUUUGCUGGCGCACUUUGCCAUAAUGCACAACCCCAGCAGACAAGCCUUACCUAUAAACGUCGCCUUCCGUCGUGUCUUCCAGUUGCUAUCUGCCGGGUUGUUCCUUCCUGGUUCCGCCGGAAUUACGGAUCCUUGCGAAGGGGUCAGUCUAAGAAUCCACACGGCGAUGACGUUGGAGCAGCAGGACAUAUGCUGUCUGACCGCGCAGACCCUGCUUCGGGUGUUGUCGCACGGGGGAUACAAACACAUCUUGGGCUUGGAAGGGAACAGUUCCAUAGCUAAGGAGAUGUCGGUGUGGGACGGGGUGGUCGUGUCGCCCUUGGAUAAGGCGUACGAGAACCCCCCGGAGAAGAAGGAGGGCGAAGAUGAAGACGAGGAUAUGGAGGCCGAAGGUGACGAAAGUAUGGAAACUCAAGAGACGUGAGAGGUUUGAGUUUUUGCUUUUCUAUCCGUAAUUUUUUUUUGUAUUGUGAUUGAAUCUGUAAUUAUUUUAUGUGGGUACACGUAAUACUUCUGUUACCGUAGGUAUCCUUAGUUUAUUAUGUUCCACCUAAUUUAUGUUCUUAAGAAUAAAAGAUUUCUUAAUAAUAUUAAUAGUUAAUAAAUUUUCACACUUU